Messenger RNA from Entelurus aequoreus (snake pipefish), 2122 nucleotides. Its product is annotated as serine protease 27-like. The transcript is spliced from 6 exons. NCBI's taxonomy places the organism in Eukaryota, Metazoa, Chordata, Actinopteri, Syngnathiformes, Syngnathidae. Gene Ontology annotation, biological process: proteolysis. The record is from RefSeq and is a predicted model, not a curated record. Bases 12 to 965 code for a protein of 317 amino acids. Gene Ontology annotation, molecular function: serine-type endopeptidase activity.
UUUCGAACAUCAUGAUGCCUUGGAAAGUGUGGGCUCUCUUUUUGGGUUCACUUUUCACAAUGCAAGGCACUGAAGCACAGGAUUGUGGAGUUGCACCUCUGAAGAACCAAAGAAUAGUGGGAGGCGAGGAUGCCCGAGAGGGUUCGUGGCCUUGGCAUGUCUCCCUGGCUUUUAGCGGCCAAUUCGUAUGCGGAGGAACCCUAAUCAGCAAUGAAUGGGUGCUCACUGCUGCCCACUGCAUGUUCAACGAUUCAUUACCUCAAUGGACGCUAUAUCUUGGAAGGCACAACCAGAGCGGCCCAAAUCCCAAUGAAGUGGCCAGAAACCUGUCCCAGAUCAUCCAACAUCCGGACUACCCCUCGCAAUACGAUCUAGCCCUCUUGAGGCUCAGCAACCCUGUCAAUUACACUGACUACAUCCGACCUAUUUGCAUGGCAAGUAACGCCAGUCAGUUCAACAACGCCACCAUGUGCUGGGCCACAGGCUGGGGCCAAUUGUCCAACGUGUCCAACACGUCUGAGACGCUGCAAGAGGUUGAGGUUCCCAUCAUUGAAAACAAACAAUGCAGCGACAGCUAUUUCCCAGAUGGAGAAGACACAUUCUUCAACGACAUCAUCUGUGCAGGACAGUGGAACAAGGGAACAUGCUUUGGUGAUUCUGGUGGACCUUUGCAAUGCAACCAAGGCUCAGUGUGGAUCCAGGCGGGCAUCACCAGUUUCGGCAUACCUUGUGCCACGGGACAAGCCCCUGAUGUGUACACCCGUGUGUCGUAUUUUCAGGAUUGGAUCACAGAGCAAGUGUCAGGGGCAAAUGUUGGCUUUGUGACCCAUAACACUCCUGUCCCUGAACCAGAUCCUUGUGGUGUCUUUUCAGUGUGCGGAGCACAGGCUAUAAACCCGUCGACCAUUGCAAGUUUGUCUUGUCUUAGCAUAUUGUUUCUCCUGCAGGGGAUUCAAGCCGUGUAACAAGACAGUAUCACUAGCUUUCGAUAAUGAACAUGGAUGGUAUGACAUAAAAAUCUUCGGUAAUGGUUCUGGUAAAGUCCCCUCCAACUCAACUCAGGGUGCCAUUCCUUGAAAAAAAAACAAGGGACACAUUGUUGGUACACUUGCAUUUAAUUGAGGCAUGUUUUGGAAUAAUGCUCAUACAAGGGCAAAAAAAUGUACAAUCAUUUUUUUUUUCUGUGUAGAAAUAACCAAAUUAACAGUCUUUGGGCCUACGGGACAAAGAGAAUCUCUUUUCAGCUCAGUUAUUUAUUAUUUUGAAAUACAUUUUUCAAAAGACAAUUGGCCACUCUAAAUGCAAAAUAUUAGAGAGGGAGCUCUCAAGUUCGCAGCCAAAUAAUGUAUAUGACAAUAUUUAAGAGAAAAUAACUCAAGUACAGUUAGGGUUGUCAACUGAUCCUUGAAAAUCAGAAUUGUCCAGUAUUUAGACGCAAAACAUCCCUUAUUAAACUAAAAAGGGACACACUUUGUCCCUUCUACCGUAAUAAUUCAAAAUAGUCAGCUAACAAGCUCGCUAAUUAGAGUUAUCUGUCUAACUUCUGGUAUUUGCACUCUACAUGUGACUUAAUAUGGGAGUGACAUUUUGUCUCAAAAAACAAAAGGAGCAAUAACAAAUAUUUGCUAAAGUAUUAUUAUAAAAAAAAAAAUUUAAAAUCAACAAAAAAGUUAACAAGAAGAAAAGGACAACCAAGUCUAACCCUGCCAACAAGGUGUCCUUUAAGGGAGGCUGACCUCAGGGCCUAACUUUUUACUAUGGGGGGCCCAGGGCCCACUCAAAUAAUAACACUGAAUUAGUAAUCUUACUCUUGAUUUUAAUCGUAUUUAAUAAUUUAAUAAUCUAACCUAACAAUUUAACAGGAUGAACCUUGUCAAAUGAUUUGAAACCAUUUGUUAAUCACAAAAAGUAUAAAGUAUAAACUAAUCAAACAUAAAAAAAAGGGACUCAUACAUUUACAUACAAUUAAACAGUGCUAAAGAAAAUAAUUAUUCAUCACCACUUACGCUUUCACCACUUUAGUUUUUGCGCCUCAGAAAAUUAUUUUUGACUUUGGCUCCACACAUCUUCUGGUUGUUUGAGUGGUGGAAAAGCGGUAGUAGAAAAGUGAAUAGAUUUUUUU